This is a messenger RNA of Gossypium arboreum, 836 nucleotides long. Its product is annotated as polcalcin Phl p 7-like. The transcript has a single exon. The coding region runs from base 126 to 416 and encodes 96 amino acids. Gene Ontology annotation, molecular function: calcium ion binding. Lineage: Eukaryota; Viridiplantae; Streptophyta; Magnoliopsida; Malvales; Malvaceae. The record is from RefSeq and is a predicted model, not a curated record.
GCAAAGGCACAAAACACAAGGAAAUGGUAUAAAUAUUAGAAACCUUCAAACAUUUGUACAUUGGGGAAGUUAGCAAGCAAAUUACAGUGUGACGAAGGGAUUUUCCGGGCUUCUGUUUAUCAGAAAUGGCCAUUAAAACUCGUGCGUACUCCGUCGAUGGCAAGCGGGAAAUGACGAUAGAUGAGUUCAAAAGAUGGUUAAAGAAAUUCGAUGAUGAUAAAGAUGGCAAGAUUAGCAGAGACGAGCUUGCCGAUGCUAUACGAGUCUCCAAUGGUGGAUGGUUCACUAGUAGGAAGAGCAAGCGUAUAAUCAGAUCGGUGGAUGCCAAUGGUAGUGGCUUCAUUGAUGAUAAUGAGAUCAAAAACCUUGUGGAAUUUGCAGAGAAACACUUGAAGGUGAGAAUUUUGCAUUUGUAAAGCGUUCAUUUGAAUCGUAUCCAUUUACUUUAUUCCAUUUUUUUGUUAAUCAAUGGGAAAAUUCCGAGUUCCUUUCGUCAGUGUACACAAAGGGUAAAUCCUGUAGAUUCAUUCAUCUUUAAAAGAUAACAUUCAUCUUAGUAUGUACUUGAAAGAAUUGGAUUGAUUGGAUUACAAGCAAUCUCCUAUGAACUAAUAAUGAAAGAUUUAUUUUGUAUAAGCAACAAAUAUAUAUAUAAACAAUAAUUAAAACUACCCUUUUCUCCCAUGAAUGUAUACAUACUGGAAUUGUUUGUGGGAUCACAAUAAUUCACUAUACAAAUUAUAAAUCAAACUACAAUGAAGCCAUUAUAAAGCUUCAGAGAUUCUAUAAAAAAUUUCAAAUAAAUUAUUUUCGACGACAACCGAGAGUUGACCGAA